This is a messenger RNA of Anneissia japonica, 1444 nucleotides long. Its product is annotated as U11/U12 small nuclear ribonucleoprotein 35 kDa protein-like. The coding region runs from base 167 to 1000 and encodes 277 amino acids. The record is from RefSeq and is a predicted model, not a curated record. Gene Ontology annotation, biological process: mRNA splicing, via spliceosome. Gene Ontology annotation, molecular function: snRNA binding; mRNA binding. The transcript is spliced from 5 exons. Gene Ontology annotation, cellular component: precatalytic spliceosome; U12-type spliceosomal complex. NCBI's taxonomy places the organism in Eukaryota, Metazoa, Echinodermata, Crinoidea, Comatulida, Comatulidae.
GUAGGUCAGGUCACCGUCAUAUCAUCCAUGAUCACUUUUUUUGUUUUGUUUUUGUUGGUCAACAAGAAAGCACGCGGAUCGUCGGCGUUUGUAAAAUAAAGUUUCAUCUUACAAAUUUCGUUAUGCCGACAAAUGACAAUCCUGAAUUACAAAGGUGACAGACUAGAUGGAAACACAAUGGAGUGCAAUUGCACUAGUGUAUAACCCACUGAAGGCAGGAAGCAUUGAUGGAACAGAUGAGCGCCCUCAUGACAGAGCUGUAGAAAGAGCUUUGAAAGCCAGAUAUAAUCCAGACAAGAGUCUCAAAAGCUCCCCAGAAUCUUCCGUCUUUAUUACGAGAUUAAAUUUGAACACAACAGAAGAAACUCUGCAAGAGGCUUUCAGCAGAUAUGGUGAAAUUAGGAACCUGCGGCUUGUACGUGAUAUUGUAACUGGAUUUUCAAAGUGCUAUGCUUUCAUUGAAUACAGUGAUAGUAGAGAUGCGUAUCGUGCAAUUGAUGAAGCAAACCACAUGUAUAUAGAUGGCCAUGAAAUUUAUGUUGAUAACGAGAUAGAAAGGACGUUGGAAGGAUGGAUACCAAGGCGUUUAGGGGGUGGAUUUGGUGGUAAAAAAGAAUCUGGCCAGCUGCGAUUUGGUGGAAACGAUCGCCCUUUUAAGAAACCAAUUAUACUUAGUCAAAAGUAUGAUACACAAGACAAAGAACAAAACUACAGGCAUACUGAUAGAUAUAGUGACCAAAGGAGGGAUAGGGACAGAGAAAGACGGAGGUCCAGGGACAGAGAAAGACGGAGGUCCAGGGACAGAGAAAGACACAGAUCCAGGGACAGAGAAAGAUGCAGAUCCAGGGACAGAGAAAGACGCAGAUCCAGGGACAGAGAAAGACGCAGAUCCAGAUCUCGAGAAAAACAUAGGGAUAGAGACAGGGACAGUGAUAAAUACAGAGAAAGGGACAGAGAUAACGACAUGUCAAAAGAAAGAAAUAGCAGUGACAAAGAGUAAAAGAAUAGCACAGAAAAACUGGCAAUGGACAAUUAAAUAAAUGGAAUGAAAUAAGUAGUGAGUGUGGCAAUAUUUCUAUCCACAAGAAUCAGAAGCACUGUAAAAACUGUUUGAUAAAGAUACGAGUUUUUAUUUAAAAAUUUACAGACAUUGCUGUUUACUUGUACAGUACAUACAGAGCAAAAAUGUGGGGUGUGGCAUGUGUGCUGGAGACAUCAGUUUAGUGUGACAAUAAUGUUUUACUAAUAUGUGUUAAAAUAUUUCUUCUUUUGCUGUAUUUUUAUUCUAUUGAGCUAAUGAAUUUCCAUUUUUGGACAUUAACGAUUUCUAUGUUUAUGUAACAGAUGCCAGUAAACUUGAAGUCAGCAGUUGUUAAAUAACCUUACCCCUUGCAUUGUACUCUGGUUGCCUUAAAUGAGGGGAAAAUAAAUUAAGAAUUGCUUA